AUGGCGGACGAAGACCUGAUCAAGAUGUCCAUAAACCCAGGCGCCUGGGCCGCGGCGCAAUUGGAUCCGUCGGAAAUUUGCAUGGACAAUUUCGAUGAGAAGACAAGGAAAGCCCUCGAGGGCUUCGAGAAAGCCGUGCGGCCGACCGGCCUCGCCGUGAGCGGGGCCAGUGGUGAGACCAUCCGCAGCCGAGCAGAAAAGCUGCUCAAAGUCGAGUGCCGAGUCCUGGUCAACGCCGGCGAGGCGUUGUUGAGCGCGGUGGGCAGGGAGCUGAAUUCUCCUGUCAUGGUGCUCCUGCUGCAGAAGCUGCCCAAGCUGUUGGCCCGUCAGGCCUUGAUGGUUGCCCUGUCGGAUGUGACGCCAGAGCUGCUUGAUCGACAGUGGCUCAGAACGCAGGUGCGAUCCCUGAGCACCAGGCUGCAGAGACACAAGGAGUUUGGGGAUUGCCCAUGA
Molecule: messenger RNA, 453 nt
Organism: Symbiodinium sp. CCMP2456
Lineage: Eukaryota; Dinophyceae; Suessiales; Symbiodiniaceae
Source: the annotation of a GenBank genome assembly